This is a messenger RNA of Drosophila ficusphila, 2962 nucleotides long. RefSeq lists its product as uncharacterized. Gene Ontology annotation, biological process: regulation of calcium ion-dependent exocytosis; regulation of dopamine secretion; calcium-ion regulated exocytosis. Gene Ontology annotation, molecular function: SNARE binding; clathrin binding; calcium ion binding. Bases 255 to 2555 code for a protein of 766 amino acids. The transcript has 6 exons. The record is from RefSeq and is a predicted model, not a curated record. Lineage: Eukaryota; Metazoa; Arthropoda; Insecta; Diptera; Drosophilidae.
UUGGCACCGAACGGUCUGCGAAAAUGAGCGAAUUUUCCGCCCGCACUUCCGCUUCCUGCUCUUCCUCUUCCCGCAGCGCAGCUACUUGUUAUUAUUGUUUUUGCUGUUAAAUCAAAGUGAUACAACAAUUGUUGAUUAAAAGUGGCCAAGUGAACAGCUAAAAAUCUAAGUGGCAAAAACACAGGAAAAAUCAGCUGGAAGGUUGGGGAAUGAAUCAGGAUUGGUAGACCCACUCGGAUGGCACUCGCGUGGCCAUGAUGAGCUUCACCAUUACGUUGGCGCUGCUGCUCCUGGCGGUCCUGAUCCUGGGCGUCCUCUUCGCCUGUCACUGCCUCGGUCCGAGGGCCGCCAACUGGAUGCGGAUGCGGUCCAGCAAGGAGGAGAAGAUCGGACUCUCGAACCACAAGCAGAAGCUCUUCCACGCCAACGGCUACAUGGCCAGUAUCCAAUCGGGCUCGGAGUUCCUGCUGAGCACGAGUGGCAGCUUCAAGCGCUUCGACACGAUCGACAGGGAGGACUACCACCGAUCGCAGCAGACGACCCACAUGAUCCUGAUGAACGGAUCCCUGGCCGGAUCCUCCGGCGCCCUCGAGGCGGCCACGCCCAUUUGGAACCUACCCCCGGCGGAUGUGGGCAUUCCACCGCAGCCACUUCGACCGGCGCCAGCUCCGAAUGGCAAAACGGUGACCUUCUCCUUCAGCCAGGUGAACGAGGUCACCGAGGUCAGCGAGGUCAGCGAGGUCAACGAGGUCAACGAGAUGACCCCGAACGGCGAUCACGAGCGUCGCUCCUGUCUGCGAAUGAACGGAUCUGCAGUGGGUGUGCUGCCACAGCCACUGGAGGCACCGCCUCCUCCAAGGCUGACCACUUCCGCAUCGGUGAAUCUCACGGGAACGGCGAUUCCGCGCCCGAUCGCCAAGCGACAGGUUUCCCUGCAGCAGGUUGGCCAGGACAAGCCACUGGUGACCCCAGCGGUGGAAAUUGAGCGAAAAGCACCUGCUCUGAAGCGCAGAAACUCCAGCACAAAUCCCUUCCUCUGCGAAUCCACCGAACAGAUGCCGCCGAGCAAUCCCAUCGGAGAUCCCCUAAAUGCCACAAUGGUGUCCCUGGAAAGUACCACGAUUUCUGCUGGGGAAGGCAGUCCUGUGAAAUUGGUUCUUCCCCCCAGGGAAGCCACUCCGCACAAUGGCAAUCCCUUUGUGGAGAGCCAAAGCCUCUCCAGUCGACUGAUGAAGCUGCACAACAGCACCACGAAUCCCUUCACAGGAUUAACGCAACGGGUCAAGGGACCUCAUCUGCUGCAGAAGACCAUCUCCGAGGAUUAUCUGUUCAGGAAAUUGGGUGUGAACAAUGGUUCGAUGGCCAAUGGAAAUGGCGGUGCUGCUCAGGCGAACGGAAAUGGCAAUGGAACUUGGUCCUUUGGCAGAUCCCUGCUGCGACAGGACUCCACUUUGAGUUUGGGAAUGGGAUUGGGUCGCCGGAACAGCUCACAGAUUUCACUUGACUCCGGAUCGGGUUCGGUGGCGGGUUCCCUGGAGGGAAUCAACCUGGAAAGAGCCAUUUCCUGCGAUUCGGUCACCUCGGACUCGACGCUCUUCCUGGAUCAACUGGACCAGCCAUACACCCAGAUCACUGGAUAUCUGUGCAUUGGAUUGCACUAUGACAAGAACAGCAUCAGCAACGAGGGCAUGGAGCUGACUGUCAGUGUGAUCGAGGCCAAGGGACUCAUUUGUCCCUUUAGUGUGGAGUCGUUGGACACGUUUGUGCGCAUCUAUCUAGUUCCCGAUCACCCAGGUGCCAUGCAAACGAAGGUGGUGAAGGCUGCACUGACGCCGAACUACAACGAGAGCUUCAACUUCUGGCUGCAGAAGCGGCAGGCGCGCCACUCGCUGUGGUUCCACCUGUACCACAACGGCCCCGCCCACACCUUGAUUGGGGAGGCGGAGAUGGAGAUCGGGGAGCAGCCACGGCCCAUCACCACGUGGAUCCCGCUCUCGGACUCCCGCAAGUGCAACGCCCGCUGGGGCGAGCUGAUGUUCUCGCUGAGCUACCUGCCCACCGCCGAGCGACUCACCAUCGUGGUGGUGAAGGCCAGGAACCUCAAGCUGGACGCCGAUCAGCCUCCGCCGGACUCGGCCGACUCCGUGCACAGCGUCUUCGUCAAGGUCUACCUGAUGGACAACGAUCGCAAGGUGCUGAAGAAGCGCACCUCGCUGAAGCGCAAGGACCGCAGUCCCAUUUUCAACGAGUCGAUGAUCUUCAGCGUACCGCCGCCCAGUCUGACGACCGCCCAGCUGCGGGUAACGGUAUUCGGGGUGACCGCCAGCGGGGGGGUGAUGCCGCUGGGCCACAUCGUGGCCGGCAGCUGUGCGGUGGGGAAGGGGCUGCGCCACUGGCACCAGAUGCUCUCCUCGCUCCGCAAACCGGUGGCCAUGUGGCACGUCCUCCGCCGGGCGGUCAAUCAGCCAAUUUUCACGGGCGGCGCCGAGGCGGUCGUGGCCGCCAUGCAAAACACUCUGCGCCGCUCGAGCGCCAAGCGGAACAGCAUUGUCUAGACUCUAGUUACCACAAUCUAGACUCUAAACUCCGAAAUCCAAAGAUCACAGGCGGCAAUCCUGCAACUUGCCACUGGCAACGGAGAGAGAUUUUCCCCCUCGUUGGCAGCAAAUUUACCGCCUUUUAAGUUCGAAAAAGAAAACCCUUUCGAAUGGAGAUAAAAUGAGAGAAAAAAGGACGGAAGGAGGACGAAUUGGAGUAGGGAAAACCUUGUGGAAAAUUGCAUUUACCACACUUUAGCCAUGAGACUUUCUACUUUUCUACUGCUUGCCACAAACCGAAAGUAUUUAUCAAAGAGCCGUGUAAUCUAAAAACCCGCACCAAAGGACAAACGAGCCUAUUAACUAGUUAUAUACUAUAUACUAUAUACUAUAUACUAUAUACUAUAUACUAUAUACUAUAUACU